CGAUAAAUCAAUAUAAAAUAUCAACAAGUGUAAACAAAUACAUUUUGUUGCACAGACACACUCACAACACACAUCUAAAUUAUUGAGUAAUCUUUAAAUAGCUCUUAAAAAUGAAUUAAGUGCAUUUAAGUGACCACAAGAAGCUAGACCACUGCCCGAUCGGAUUCUCUUCUCACGCAAUUCCCGGAACCAGCAAUUAUUGAACGCAGCGUCAUAUUGCAUCAGAAAUCGCUGGCCUUCCUGGGCCUAUUACAACAAUUGUGAAAUCCACAAUGGAGUCCUUCCUGAGUCUCUUUGAUCCCAAUCAGGACGAUGGCUUCGAGGAGGAGCCCGAGAUAAAUGGCAACUCCAGCGGCGGGGGCAGCAGCAGCAGCGACUACGAGAUGGACGCCAAUGCCAAUGAGUGCAGCCCAUACAGCGCCACCGGCACCGCCACCACCACGGCCACGGGCAACUUGAUCUUUGAUUUCGAGCAGGGCAUCCUGCCACCGGAGCCACAGCUGGGCAAUGUGGAGUACAAGUUGAAGCUGGUGAGUCCUUCCAAGCAGCGCUUCGAGCAUCUUGUCACACAGAUGAAGUGGCGGCUGCGUGAGGGCAACGGCGAGGCCAUUUACGAGAUUGGUGUGUCCGAUGCGGGCUACCUGCAGGGUCUCAGCGAGAAGGAUAUGAACGCCUCGCUGAUGACGCUGAAGCAGAUGGCCCACCAUUUGGGAGCAAGCACCUCUGUGCUGCGACGCAAGACCAUUGCUUCUCGACGGGCCGUGGCCGAGGUGCUGGUGCGGAAGAUUCCCGACGAUCAGCACAACAUCGAGGUGCGGGUGGCAGUACUGGGAGGAGCUGAUGCUGGCAAGUCCACGCUGCUGGGCGUGCUCACGCAAGACGAACUGGAUAAUGGACAAGGACGAGCACGGCUCAACAUGUUCAGGCACAUGCACGAGAUACAGUCGGGUCGCACAUCCUGCAUCUCCCACGAGACGCUAGGCUUCGAUGCGCUGGGGAAUGUGGUCAACUACAAGUACAAUGAGAUGAUGACAGCCGAGGAGAUCAGCGACCGCUCCAGCAAGCUAGUUACCUUCAUGGAUCUCGCCGGCCAUCGACGCUACAUGCGCACCACGGUCCAAGCGCUGAGCGGCUACUCGCCGCAUUAUGCCAUGCUCGUGGUGUCGGCUGGCAGCGGCUGCAACGAGACUACCGAGGAGCACUUGGCCAUUGUGCGUGCUUUGGACAUGCCAUUCUUCAUACUCGUAACCAAAACAGACAUUACGUCGCCGGACGCCACAGUGCAGGAGCUGCGCACACUUCUCACAAACAUUGGCUGCCGCAAGGUGCCAUUUGUGGUCACCAAUACAGACGAGGCCAUAUCCGCGGGCUCGAAUCAGGUGUCGGACAACAUUGUGCCCAUAUUUUGUGUCUCGAAUGUCACGGGAACCGGCUUGAAUCUGGUCACCAAAUUUCUCUAUGUUCUCUCGCCGGGCAUAAGCAAUGCUGAGAAGGAUCGCCUCGAGCAGGAGUCGUGCGAGUUUCAGGUCGAUGAAAUAUUCCGGGUCACAGACGUGGGUCCCGUGGUGGGUGGUCUCCUGGUUCAAGGCGUGCUGACCGAGAAUAUGCCAUUGAAAAUUGGUCCGCUGCCAAACGGAAGCUUCCUUCCAGUCAGCGUCAAUACCAUCCAUCGCAAUAAGGCGCCAUGUCGUGUGGUACGCGCUGGCCAGAGCGCCUCGCUGUCGUUCACCCUGGACCAAGAGCUGCCGAAUCUGCGCAGCGGCAUGGUGCUGCUGGGCGACAGUCCGGACGAGCCAUAUGGCACGUUCUUCUUUCAGGCCAAGGUAUCUGUGCUGUUCCAUGCCACGGCCAUCUAUGUGGGCUUCCAGACCACCGUGCACAUUGGCAGCAUUCGCCAGACUGCCGUCAUAAGGGGCAUCAUGGGUGGCGAGAAGCUGGGCACCAACGAUUGUGCCUCCGUGAUGUUUGAGUUUGUUGGCCAUCCCGAGUACGUGCGGCCCGGCAUGCGCAUCCUGUUCCGCGAGGGCACCAGCAAGGGCAUCGGCGUUGUCACGCAAGUAUUCCCCGUCAACAAAACUGGCACAAAGUGAAAGGCUGGAUAGACAGUCGAUAUUGAUAUUAAGAUUAUAUAUUUGACAUAUUUCAAACUCAGAUGAAAUGUAAAUACUUAAUUAGCGGUUUAGAGAGAAAGAGAUUCGCGAAAUCCAGGCAGAUUAGAUCUUCUGUACAUUUAGUUUCGAGUUCUGUGAUUUUUCGUUUAAGCUCGGAUCAGUAUAUACUCCAGAAUAUGUACCAGUAGCUAGAGCAGCAGCAACAGGCAGCACCCAACAGGCUUCACAAUUUGAAAUUGUGUAAAUCUAAUCGUUAAUUUCCACCCCAAAUUAAAGACAACGACCAGAAGUUUGCUCAACAA
Molecule: messenger RNA, 2413 nt
Organism: Drosophila guanche
Lineage: Eukaryota; Metazoa; Arthropoda; Insecta; Diptera; Drosophilidae
Product: GTP-binding protein 2
Exons: 4
Coding region: 273-2090 (605 amino acids)
Biological process (GO): translational elongation
Molecular function (GO): translation elongation factor activity; GTP binding; GTPase activity
Source: RefSeq, a predicted model, not a curated record